Molecule: messenger RNA, 1434 nt
Organism: Prunus armeniaca (apricot)
Lineage: Eukaryota; Viridiplantae; Streptophyta; Magnoliopsida; Rosales; Rosaceae
Source: the annotation of a GenBank genome assembly
AUGUUGGGAGUUAAUAACCAUGGUCAAACAAUUGUCCUAGCAUGCGCAUUUUUGAGCAAGGAAACGACUGAGUCGUUUAUUUGGAUGUUUGAGGAGUUUAAGAAAGCAAUGCCAGGUGGCGAACCUAAAACGAUCAUUACAGAUCAAGAUGCGGCAAUGAGCAGAGCGAUUUCAAUAACCUUCCCGACUACAUUUCAUCGACUUUGCAUAUGGCACAUCACAUCAAAGUUCUCUGUUAAGUUACCACAUUCUGCUUAUAAGGAGUAUUGGGGUGAAUUCCAGAAAGCCAUAUGGGAUACUGACAAUAAGGAUGAGUUUGAUGCAAAAUGGAAUAUUGUGGUUACAAAGGCUGGUUUGACUGACCAUCCAUGGCUAAGUUCAAUGUUUGAUUUAAGGGAAUCUUGGGUUUCAGCCUACGCACGACACUUUUUUGCCGCUGGAAUGUCAAGCAGCCAAAGAGCGGAAUGUUCUCAUGGUUUCUUCAAGCAAUACAUAUCAAGGAGAAAUUCGUUGAUGGAUUUCAUAAUAAGAUUUGAGAGGGCACUUUCUCAUCAACGUCAAAAAGAUUUAGUUGCUGAUCACGUAGAUGCAUUUGAAGUGGCUCAAUGUAUUCUACCGAUGCCAAUGAACAAACAAAUGGCUACCUUGUACACAAGGACAAUGUUUCAAAAGUUUGAGCAAGAACUAAUACAAAGUACAACAUGUUUCCUAGAGCUGAAAACAAAGGAUGCUUCUAAAGUUGUCUUUAAUGUGAGCGAAAGGAAAAAUUGGGAAACAAGAGUGGCAGAAGUCGUAUAUGUCAAAGAUUCUGACCACGCAUCGUGUAGCUGCAAAAGAUUUGAAUUUGUUGGAAUUAUUUGCAAGCACAUCCUAGCAUUGUUCAGAAGGGACCAGAUUGAAUAUAUGCCCGAUAAAUACAUUUUGAAGAGGUGGAAGAAAACUGCGAAAUUUGGAUUGGUGUCAGAUGCAAAUGGCAACGAAAUUAAAGACUCUGCAGAUCCUGGUCUUUUAAUAAAGCGGAGUACAAUGUCCCGACUUGCUUCAGAUGUGGUUGAGGAUGCAUUAAUGUGUGAAGAAGGAUGUGAGCUACUGUCAGAGACUCUAAAAAGUUUGCGGGUGAAGUUGAAGUUGUUGAAGGAUGGACCAAGUAAUAACGAAGUUGGAGGGUCCAGCUCUCAAACACAAUAUAUGAAAGACCCUAAGAGAGUAAGGUGCAAUGGAGGGUCGAAACGAGUAACGGGAGCAAAGGAAAAGGCAAUGAAGCGAGGGAUUAGACACUGUCGGGAGUGUGGACACAUUGGUCAUGAUAGAAGACAAUGCCCAAGAAAUUUGAACACACCGACAUCACCGUCGAACAAUGACGAAUCAACUCCAAUAGAUCUUAGUGACCCAUUAUUCGACGAAUUUUACUGGAUGCACGGACCAACUCAAUGA